Molecule: messenger RNA, 4344 nt
Organism: Linum trigynum
Lineage: Eukaryota; Viridiplantae; Streptophyta; Magnoliopsida; Malpighiales; Linaceae
Source: the annotation of a GenBank genome assembly
AAUUCCAAAGAUUGGGCUAGGCAAAAAGGAAAAUCGAAAAAUAAGCACAUUUCACAAACUAAAGAAAAAACGACGUCAUUUAAUCUCCAAUCUGAUACCUUGCAGCGAGUCGACUCAACGGGUGUAUAUGGCUCAUUUUUCUCACCUGGACAGGGUCAACCGGCGGGUAGACCUGUGGGUUCACAACCUUGUUAUGAGAAGCGAGUUGAUCUAGUCAAUCACUUUCCAUUCAUGCUCUAGUGCUUGUGAUAUUCAUUUUUUGGACAUUCGUAUUAGUCAAGGUUCAAGAAGGCGUUAUGUGUAAGGCGGGCGCUGAGGCUUUGCCUAGUGCCUAGCUCGCUAAAAUGUAUACUAAGCGUGCCUAGACGUUGGAAGAAAAAUAGCUAUUCGCACUGCAUGAUAAAUGAAAUAAUAACCUACAACACUUCCUCGCUUCAAUUAAACUUAUUAAUAACUUACUCAACACUUAACACCAAGAACAUAGCUCACGAAAUCAUAGAAUCAUAGCUCAAUAGCUCACAAAGUUUUUGAGCUAUUGAAAAUAUUGAUAUAGAAAAUUGAUUUUGAAGUUGACGUUAAUUUCCUCCUUCAAUAUUGACUUCCUAGCUUCAUCUAGUUAUGUUUAGGAGAGAAUUAGAUGUCGACUUACUCCAUUGACGUGUUCUAAUAUCUAGCUAGGCGCGAAACCCCUAGGCAAUGCGUUUUGUCAUUGCCUUGCACCUAAACGUGCCUAAGCGUAAGGUUAAACAUGUCUUUUUGAAGGAAGAAAUCCCAAAAUACACAUGUUAUAUGAAAAAUUUCCAAAAUACACAUGUUUGUUCAUCACUACGGUCGUCAACUGCAGUGAAUGCAUUCACCUCGGCAGACGAAAGCGGUGAAUGCAUCACCUCGGUUAACGAUCGCGGUGAAUGCCUAACCUAACACUGAAACUUCAAACGAACGUAACUUUGUGCUCGGUUAUCCGAUUGUAGCGAAAUUUAUUUUAUUCCACAUAACUUUUCAAGAAUUUUCAAUAUGCAAAGAGCCUUCAUCCCAAAAAAAAUGUCGUUUGCUACCCCGAACGAACAAUUUUUUUAUUUCGACAAACUUUGUAAGACCAUAACUUUGUGCUCUGCAAUCCAAAUGUCAUGAAUUUUUUUAUAUUUUGCAUAAAUUUUGAAGGACUACAUCUUUUAUCAUAACCAUAAUUUUGGAAUGUAUGUGGAUUUGUGAAUAGUAAAGGCAAAGUUAUUCCCAAAAUCCCGUAUACCCAAAAAUAUUUACUUUUUAAAUAAUUCUUUCCUAGUAAAAGUUGUAGUUCUCAAAAAUUAUGCGCAAUAAAAUAUAACUUUAUGAUGUUCGGAUUGAGCAGCAAAAAGUUAUGGCCUUACGAAAUUUGGAAAAUCGAAAAAUUGCUCAUUCGGGGUAGCAAACGACAUUAAUUUGAAAUGAAGGUUUUUCCAAAUUGAAAAAUCUUGAAAAGUUAUGCGGAAUUAAAAACAAUUUCGCUACAAUUGGAUAAUUGAGCGCAAAGUUACGUUCGUUUGAAGUUGCAGUGUUACGUUAGACAUUCACCGCGGCCGUCAACCACGGUGAUGCAUUCACUGCUUUCGUCUGCUACGGUGAAUGCAUUCACUGCGAUUGACGACCGCGGUGAUGCACGAACAUGUGUAUUUUGUGAAUUUUUCAUAAAACAUGUGUAUUUUGAAAAAAAAAAAUUUAAAAAUAUGUGUAAUCUUAGCUUUUUCCCCAUGGUAUUAGUAGACGUGAUAAAUCAAUUUUUUUUGGAUGAAUGAUAAAUCAAUUUGUACAACAUGAUAAAGUUGUUUGUUUGUGAAUGUAUUACUCGGUCUGAUUGGUAUUACAUUGUUCGAUUAUAUAUUACUUUAAUAAUUAUAUCAUAUUUGUAUGUUACAAACUAAAAUCAUGAUGAUUUAAAAAAAUUACGCUUGAUUUGUCGGAUUUUACGAAUCUUGGUUUUUAAUGGAACAGUUCUCUCUCGUAAUCAUCUUGUGAAACUUCUUUUUUCAUCGGUUUCUAUUACUUAUUCUUUAUCAUGAUUCUGUCUCAGUAAAGCUUAAACGACAGUUUUUUUCUCUUCUUUGAACAAUGAACAAAAGUAGUUAAUGCACAAUCUUGUAAUCAAUACAAUGUUAGAUAUUUUUAUAGCUAAAAAACACUGCAUAGCAUUACAAUGAUGAGAGCGUUGUCCCUUUUGCAAAUACUAUUGGGGAUAUUGUUGGCAUUGAAUGUGCUCUAAUUACUUAGGUAAUAUAACUAUAGUUUGGUACAUGCGUUACCUAAAUAGUGUAAGUAGGUAUUGUAUCUAGUAUAUGAUUUUUUUUCAAAAGCAAGUAAAAUGCAUACAUUUGAUUGUUGAUAACUUGAUAUGAUACUUGAACAUUGAAAAUAAAUGAUUUAGUGGUCGUUUUGUUUCUACCAAUGUUAAAUUAAUAAAUUUUUAUUUUGCCACGUCAUUAAAACCAAUUGAGGUGUCCCCCCUGACCGGCUAAGAGAGAAGCGUCGGUACUGCGAGAAGGGUAUACCCGGCCAAGAAGGAAGAAUACCCAAUCGGAUAAAAGGAGCAGAAGGCCCCUUGGUCGAUGAGUUAAAAUACUCGAUCGGUAAUUUCAGGGGGUCCGACCGGGUAUUUUCACCUAGUGACGGGAUUUUGUGUUUUAAAUUGUUUUUGUUAUUUUUAAUUGUCCAUGCCUAUAUAAAUGCUGAUACUCUAGUUUUAAAGUUAGUUUUUGCAUAAUAUUGAACUUUUAUCUUGGUUUUGAGUUUAGACUUGAAUUAUUCUCUGUAUCAAUCAAGUUUUCCCCUUGAUUGUGGUCGAGAUUCUACCUAUUAUAUUGAUAGAGACUUCUCUCGAUUUCGUGUUGAGAUUUCACUUUCAAUUCCAUCUUAUCCCAAACAAACAAACAAAAAAACCAAAAAAUAUCUUUCUUGAUCGUUCUUGAAGCUGUGUAAUUUGAUAACUACGGGUAGAGGAUCCGUGCUCGUAUCAGGUGGUAUCAGAGCUCUAGUUCAACAUAGUGGCGAGAUCGAAGGCCAGGGGACCAGUUUUGUCACGAACAAGGUCCAAAGACCCAUCGCACACCGCAGAUCAGAAGUGGAUUCUUUGUGAGAAGAAUAAGAAGAAACCAUAUUCGAAGAACCAUCCAUGGCGGAACAGCAGGUAAACAUGAUCGAGCUCCUUCAAACACUCACUACUCAUCUAAAUGUGGUGUUCCAGACCCAGUUCCACCAGAUCAACAAGCGUUUGGAUGCUCUUUCACCGCCAGCAGCAGGACUCCAUCCGAUUCCGGAGAGAGAUCGACAGUAGGGCAUUCCAACUAGAACCAACCAAGCCCUAGAUGAAAGACUUAACCACCUGGAGUGAAGAUUGAUCAUAAUAUAGCCAAAUCAAGUGCAUCAAGAACAUGAAUUUCGUGAUUAUGGAGAAAGGCCCCCCAAAGGUAGGGCGCGAAGGUACCGUUACUGAAUUACGCGGAAUCAAGCUGUCAAUUCUGUCGUUUCAAGGAUCUCUCAAUGCAUCUGCAUACCUGGAUUGAGAGAGGAAGAUCAUCAUAAUCUUCCAAUGUGGUAACUACAGCGAGCAACAAAAGGUAUCCCUAGCCACAUAUGAAUUCAUUGAUUAUGCAACCGUAUGGUGGGAGUAGGUACAACUUAAGAGAAGAAGGAAUCUGCAGCCAGAUGUGACAACUUGGGUUGAAUUGAGAAGACUCAUGAGAGAGAGUUUCGUGCCAGGAUACUAUCAAAGAGAGCUCUUUGGUUCCUUGCAGGGACUUCGGCAGGGAGCACGACCUGUUGAGGAGUAUUUACGGAAGGUUGAACUGCUCAUGAUGAGAGAUGAUGUGAGGGAGGACAAGGAAGCAACAAUUGAUCCAUUCUUACAUGGGCUCAACAUAAAGAUCAAGCAAGAAGUCGAGCUUUGUCAGUUUGUGGAGCUGAAGGACGUGGUUCACCUAGCCACUAAGGUGGAGAAGCAGAUGAAGGUGAGCUCGGGAAGAAGGUACCCACCUUCGCCCAAACCAGUUGCAGAGGGCAUUCUUAAUGCCAAUGUGAAUCACUUUUGGCCUGAGGGUGACAGGCCAUCAGCUAGAAAUAUGGCCCCAGCCAUCCAAGCUAGAAAUGAAGGGUCAACUGGAAGCAUCCAAUGGUUCAAGUUCUUGGGUCGAGGUCACAAGAUGAACCAGUGCCCCAACAAGAAGGCUCUGGUCUUGUGAGAUCGAGAGUACUUUUCUGAGGAGGAGUAUGAAGAGAAACCCAUGGGGAACAGAUUCAGUUAUGAUGUUGAAUCUAAAGAUGAUGAUGUGGAUGAGCACGUCAAGACUGAGAAAUUAAACUUCUUGGAGUCAA